AUGCCCGCACCCAAACGCCCAACAAGCGGCACCAGCCGCCCCUCGUCGACCAGCAAGCAACAAGCCACGCUCUCCUUCAACCACCGAGUCACGAAAUCCGUGCCCAAGUCCGCCAAGAAGGGCCUCGCGACGCCUCCCUCCACGGCGCCGUCCAAGCAGAGCCCGCUCGCCAAGCACGUCGCCUCAACAAGCGACCAACAAGACCCAGCCGACAUUGAUGUUGAGGACGAGGAUGUUGAUGUGACCAAAGCGCAAGUUGAAGAGGCAGAGGCGCCCGAGAAGACCGAAGCGGAGCUGCGCGCCGAGAAGGUCAGCGACCGCCAGAUCGACCAGUACUGGCGGCAGCUGGAGCGCGAGCGCAAGACCAAGCGCGUGCACCAGGGCGACCUGGCGCUGGCGGAGAAGGUGCUCCGGUAUUGGGAUGUCAGCUCGCAGUACGGGCCUUGUGUCGGCAUCUCCCGCAUGAAGCGCUGGCAGCGUGCCGAGCGACUGGGCUUGAACCCGCCGGUCGAGGUCCUGGCUGUGCUGAUGAAGGAGGAGAGCAGGGGCGCGCAGGGCUUUGAGAAGGCGCAUAUGGAUGAGAUCCUCAACUCGACGGCUGUUGGAUCUACUUGA
Anthostomella pinea is the source of this 615-nucleotide messenger RNA. NCBI's taxonomy places the organism in Eukaryota, Fungi, Ascomycota, Sordariomycetes, Xylariales, Xylariaceae. The record is from the annotation of a GenBank genome assembly.